Adelges cooleyi (spruce gall adelgid) is the source of this 2750-nucleotide messenger RNA. RefSeq names its product kelch-like protein 2. The coding region runs from base 563 to 2260 and encodes 565 amino acids. The record is from RefSeq and is a predicted model, not a curated record. Lineage: Eukaryota; Metazoa; Arthropoda; Insecta; Hemiptera; Adelgidae. The transcript is spliced from 12 exons. Gene Ontology annotation, molecular function: protein binding.
CCCUCCAGUUUGCGUUAAAAACCUACAUAUUAAAUACAAUAAGUCAUGUUGUUUUUAAUAAUUGAGAUUUAUUUUUGUACACUCUGAAUUUCUGUGAAUUAUUAUACCGGUUCGAUUAGAUUCAGGGCCGUAGAAACAAUUUGUGUACAUUAUCGUUGCUACGCGUCCGAUUCGUGAAAUUCCAUAGAUAUGAAUUAUAAUAACUUCUCUCGAUUUCUGUGAUAAAUAUCUAACGUAUUGCGCCGUGUUUUGUUAUUGAGUUACAAUAUUAAGUUUUGUCUUGCCUGUAAUCCGUUUAUUAUACAUUUAAAAGUAGCAGCCCGAACAGUGGUUUACGAUUGUACGUUGUGCGAGCAUACAUACUAUAUUAACCAUUGUGACCAUUAAAGGACCAUGUAAAACAAUUUCACAUGAUUUUUUUCUCGUAAAGCAUUUGAGAUACAGUUUUAUUAAAAUUAGGCACUUUGUUGUGGUUGAUAGUUAGCUAAUUUUACAAUUAGAUAACAAUCAAACACAGACAAGGUACAUCUAUAAUCUAUACUGUAAUACAAGCUAAACAAUUAUGGAAGUUAUUAUGCAAGAACACUUUGAAAAAAUGUUUCAAUUCUAUAAGGACAAAGAAUUUUGUGAUGUAACCUUGGUUACUGAUGCAGGCCUAAAAAUAGAAGCUCACAGAAAUAUAUUGGCUUCUGCGAUUCAUGUAUUUUACACGAUGUUCAGCGGUCAUUUUAAGGAAAGAAACGAAAAUGAGAUUCUUAUAAAAGAUAUAGAUUCUGAAAUUUUAGAAUUGGUGGUGAAAUUUGCAUAUACUUGUAAACUGGAUAUUGAAGAAAAUAAUUGUGAAAAACUAUUGAUGGCUGCUAAUAUGUAUGGUCUAAAUCAUAUAAAAGAAUUAUGUUUUAAACAUAUUAAAGAAAACAUAAAUCCUACAAAUUGUGUGAGUUUUAUGAAAACUUCCAAAUUAAUAUCACAUGAAAAGAUUUACAAUUUUUGUUGGUCAUAUUUUUUAAACAAUUGCACUACAAUUUUGAAUUCUGAUCAAGCAUUAGAAACACUUUAUGAAUAUGAGUUUGAUGAUGUUGUCGAGUUUAUUACACGUGAUGAUUUAGUAAUUGAUUCUGAGGAAAAGAUAUUUGAUUUUAUCAUUGGGUGGAUACGCUAUAACUCAGAUGAACGUAAUGACUUGUUACCGGUUCUUAUGAAAUAUUUACGUUUGCCUUUAAUUUCAAAAGAAGGACUACAAAGGAUUUAUAAAGAACCAUUAGUGAGAAAUAAUAAUGAUGUUUUGAGAGGCAUAUUAGAAAAUAUUAUUACUCACGACUGUUUAAAACCAUCGUAUACUCAAGGAAGAUGUACUCAAAGUGAAUCAUCAAAUAUUAUUUUUGCAAUCACUGGUGAUUCAAACAGUGGUGGUUCCAGUGUAAAGUAUAUGGAUAUUAGAAACGAUAAUGACUUAAAAUGGAAACCAAGCGAUCAUUUAUUUUUAUUGCCUCCUCGUAAAGACUCAAAGAUGGUAGUCUCUGAAAAUGGGAUAAUACUUGCCAUUGGUGGUAGAAAUAAGUCUAAUAAUGUAGUCAAUCUUGUAGACGAGCUUGAUCUUAAGUCAAAAUCAAAACAAUGGGUUUCCACAAGGCCAUUGAAACAACCACGAUCAAGUUUUGCUGUUUGUACAUACAAACAGUACAUAUAUGUCGUUGGAGGCUCUGAUUUAUUAUUUAGUAAUCGUUUGAAUUCUGUAGAAUACUAUGAUACAAAUUCAAAAGUAUGGACAGAAAUUACUGAACCAAUGCCCACUGCACGAUCCUCGUGCAGUGCUGCAGUAUUUAAUAAUAAAUUAUAUGUAUUUGGCGGAUUUAAUGGUAUCCCUCUUGCAACUGUAGAGUACUAUGAUUUUGAAAAGACACACUGGAAACAACUCGAUCCUAUGCCGAUACAAAAUUAUUACAUGAAUAUAUCAAAAAUAGAUAACGUCGUUUAUCUCAUUGGUGGUGAUUAUGCACCUCGACGAGUUUUUAAAUUCGAUUUACAACAUUUCAAAUGGGAUGAAAUGCCUAACAUAAACAUGGAUUGUGUUGUUAUCAUGAAAAACGACUUAUUUGUGUUUGUGAAUCAUCAAGGAAAACUUCAUUGUGAAAGAUAUGACAGAGGAAAAAAUCAGUGGCAAUUGAUUGACAGGGCAAGAGAAGGGUCAUCAUCCCUAACAAGUCAUAUCAUUACUUUCAAUCAUAUUACUCUUGAAUCCCAUGGUAUUCAGUUAUAGAAAUAUUUUUUUUAAUAAUACCUUUUUGUGAUUUCAAUUUAGUCUUAAAAUUAUUUACACAUUUUGUUGUUGAUGAUUUAUUUGUAUUUAUUGCCCUGAUUGUCAGGCCAAAAGAGAUAUGAAACGUUUUUGUUAUAAUAUUGCUUUUAAUGAUGUUACUCUGAUAUCAUAUUAUGGUAUUCACUUAUAAUAUUACUUUUUAUUAAUUAAAUCCUGUGAGUAAAAAUUGGUUGUACAAUUAUUCAUUUUUUGGACUUUAAUUUCGAUCACAAACUAUGUAUUAUUUAUGUAACGUUAGAGAUUGCAAAAUGUUGGAACAGGUUGUGGGAAAUCCCUGGGUUAGCGCCUGCUGUGUGGUACCUCUAAUUUAUUAUUAAGUUUUAAUUAUAAAUUAACUAGAAAAUACAAAGAAAGCUAUACUUUUUAUCAUAUUAUAAUAAAUACAAUUUGUGCAAUUAUAGUCUACAAGUAAAUUAUAUCCGUCGACAAA